Messenger RNA from Sphenostylis stenocarpa, 210 nucleotides. NCBI's taxonomy places the organism in Eukaryota, Viridiplantae, Streptophyta, Magnoliopsida, Fabales, Fabaceae. The record is from the annotation of a GenBank genome assembly.
AUGGAAGAUCUGGAUGGGAUGGGUGGCGAUAGCGGAAUUCUUUUUCUCUCUCUUAAUUGGCGACAGAUAAAGAGAGAGAAGAAGGAGCGGGAGUUCAAAGAGGACAUGAAUCUGAAAUUUGGGAGUGAAAAAGGGAAAUGGAAGGUUCUUGAAUUGAAGAGAUUUCUUGGAUUUCAAAGAAGUUCACCUUUGGCUUUGCUUUGUGGUUAG